AAACCUCAGAACUAUUCUGCACAAAUCCGCUGCCUCAAUGUGCAUUUUGUCAUCUCAAUUCGUCACGCAUCGAUAACUACACGAACCACAUCGUGGCUUUCCUGUUAACCAUCCGAACCCACCGUUGGCAACCUGUGGUGAGACUUUGAAAGUGUCUGCGUGUCGGAGUCUUUCGGGGCCACGCUGCACCCAAUGAGAGCCUGGCGCGGUGACGAUGCAGCAGCGCGGUGCCGGUGCAGGACACGCCCCCAGCAUGGAUACAGGCUGCGGGGACAGGCGCUCCGAGACACUCUCACUAUAUGCUGGGGAGCAUCUGAAGCAACCAUGGGACGAGUUCACACACCCAACUUUUAAAGAGUUGCCGCUCUCAACAAAGACUUUGUCCUUUUCCUUUCAUCUCCUUCACUCGGGGGAAUUGUGAGCGCUUGCGAUCGUCACGCAGGAUGUUAUUACUGACGAGACUCGGAAAGCCGGGUAUGAAGAGCGUAAAGUCUCUCUGAUGAGAACCACCUCCUUCUAUCCGCCACACAAAGGGAACCACGGAACAAGUUCUUUUCUCCCCCCACGCACGCCACGCCAUCGUUUUCUCUUUUGGAUGUCAUAGUGGGGCGGGUGGGGGGAGAGUUCUUUGAAAGACGUCAUGGAUCACUUCGCAGCGGAGUGCCUUGUCUCGAUGUCCAGCCGUGCGGUCGUCCACGCUCCGAGGGUCAACAACCGGGAGAUGAAGCCGGAGAACCCGUCGCCUCCCCCUACGAGGAACCCGGAGGACGCCAAAGAACCCGUGGUGAAGGACAACUCCUCCCUGUACGUGGUGGCCAGGAUCCUGGCGGAUUUUAACCAGCAGACUCCCAACGGCGUGCUCGGCGAGCAGGCGAGGAGCAAGGAGGAGAGCCAGGCCGGGCUGACGGAGGAUGCAAACUGUGCCACACCUACCAUCACCAUCUCGGAUCCGUCGCUCAAACAAAGGGGCAAAAGAUCGAGAGGUCGCAACGAGCCCGAGUCCCCGCAGAAAAAGCACAAAUGCCACUAUUCAGGUUGCGAAAAAGUUUAUGGCAAAUCGUCGCACCUCAAGGCGCACUUGCGGACGCACACAGGAGAGCGUCCGUUCCCUUGUACAUGGCCCGACUGCAGUAAGAAGUUCGCCCGCUCCGACGAGUUGGCCCGGCACUACCGUACUCACACAGGAGAAAAGAAGUUCGGCUGCCCGCUUUGCGACAAGCGCUUUAUGCGAAGCGACCACCUAAUGAAGCACGCCAGGCGCCACUCGGAUUUCCAGCCCGGCAUGCUCAAGAGGCCCCACAGCAGCGGUGUGGGCGGGGUCGGCGGUGGGGUGGCUGGCCACGCCACGCGUCCCGGCUCCCUCAGCGAUUACAGCCGCUCGGACGCCUCAAGCCCCACCCUCAGCCCCACCCUCAGCCCGACCCUCAGCCCCGCCCUCAGCCCCGCCAGCUCGCCUUAAACUGAACUUCGCACUUUCCACCACCAGCGCGGCCGAGGCGCGUGUUCUUUUCAUGAUAACACUCGUGUUGUUGCACACUUGUCAGCGGCGAUGCCCUUCUUUGCUAAUCCUGCGCUUGCUAUGGUGUACCCUACUGUACAGAACUGCUUAUUGUAGUGCAAUGACAUGUGUGAUCCUAGCAGAAGGUAAUGCCUUUCCCAGAUGGCAAUAUUUACAUUCUCGACCAUAUAUGUCUCGACUUUUCUUCUAAUUGUCUGCGUGCAACAACUCAACAUGACUUAGAAGAAAGACAACAGGAGUCUUAACGUAA
Molecule: messenger RNA, 1769 nt
Organism: Hippocampus comes (tiger tail seahorse)
Lineage: Eukaryota; Metazoa; Chordata; Actinopteri; Syngnathiformes; Syngnathidae
Gene: klf13
Product: Kruppel like factor 13
Exons: 2
Coding region: 641-1459 (272 amino acids)
Biological process (GO): regulation of transcription by RNA polymerase II
Molecular function (GO): RNA polymerase II cis-regulatory region sequence-specific DNA binding; DNA-binding transcription factor activity, RNA polymerase II-specific
Source: RefSeq, a predicted model, not a curated record